This is a messenger RNA of Gadus chalcogrammus (walleye pollock), 2729 nucleotides long. RefSeq names its product VPS33B interacting protein, apical-basolateral polarity regulator, spe-39 homolog (gene vipas39). Gene Ontology annotation, cellular component: cytoplasm. The transcript is spliced from 19 exons. NCBI's taxonomy places the organism in Eukaryota, Metazoa, Chordata, Actinopteri, Gadiformes, Gadidae. The coding region runs from base 128 to 1684 and encodes 518 amino acids. The record is from RefSeq and is a predicted model, not a curated record. Gene Ontology annotation, biological process: vacuolar transport; intracellular protein transport.
UUAUCUACUGACAUUCAACGUUCAGCAAAUCUAUUUUCAUUGUACGCGUCUCGUAGGUCCAAUUUAUAUUCGAUUAUCUGCACGAUAUAAGGUAGUUUCUGUCCCAUAUCCGUGUUAGCAAUCUGACAUGUUUACUUGUAGCCUACCUUUCAAAGACAUAAACAGACUCAUGUAUUCGGGGUGUGUUUCCCCUGUGUGCGAGAUGUCGAGGGCCAAAGCAGACGAAGAUGAUUACUGGAACAGCAGCAAGUUUACGCUGGCUUUCACCUUCGACGAGGAGGAUGACGAUUAUACACGGCUAAAAGAGUCCAAAAAGGCUGUGAACAGCAUUUCCGCCCUAGCGGAUGAAGACGAUGAUGACGAUGACGUGGAGAAGGUCAGCUGGAGCGGAGAGCCAGUCGGAAGUAUCUCCUGGUCCGUGAAGGAGACGGCGUCCAAACUCCGGCCAGCAGGGGACAGCAGAGAGCUAGGCUUCCCCAAGAUCAGUGCUUCGCCUUCCCUACCCAAGAAUAACUCUGUAUAUUCCCUCAGCUCCCUCUUCAAAGCAAAGACCAAAGUAGGCGGCAUGCUGUCCUCUAGUGAUUCGUUCAGCGACACACCUGCCAGACAUUAUGCACCAGAGCUACGGAAACCAAAAUGUGAAUACAAGGACUACAUAAGUAACUGGUCCCCUCAAGAGACCAUCCUGAAAAUGCAACAGGGAAAGGUGGUUUCUCUGGAACGGUUCCAGUCGCUGCAGGACAAGAUGCUCCUAUUGGACAAGGCUGUCGACGGGCACGACGGGAACAUCAUCACAGCUAUAUUAAUCUAUUUGAAGAGAUCUUUGUGUAAAGAGGUUCUGUUCCGAGAGCUGGAUGGCAGGGAGACAGCCCUGCGACACUACAUCCACUACCUAAAGGAGAGCGGGGAGCAGAAAGUCCUACUGGACCUCUUCAGGGCUUUGGGCCGGACUGAGGAUGAGGCGCUGCUGCAGUAUAAACAUCACCUGACCAUCACUGAUGAAAACAAGCGCAGAGACUUCCUCAAGACCUGCCUCGGCUUGCCCUUCUCCCCAGAGGACUCGCUCCACGUCCAGGACCACUACACGCUCCUGGAGAGGCAGAUCAUCAUAGAGGGGAACGAUAAGCAGGUGGAGAGGACCGGGCAGUCGGACGUCUUCAAGAGGUUCCCCAGGAAGGCUUCCAUCCUGAACAUGCCCCUCAUCACCACCCUCUACUACUCCUGCUUCUACCACUACAGCGAACCAGAGGGAACCUACAGUAGUCCUGCCAACAUCCGCAGAACCUUCAAGUUGGCUGAGAAGCAGUAUUUCCUGACCGCCCUCGCGGCCCGGGCUAAGCUGAAGGCGUGGACGGACGUGGACUCCUUGUUCACCACCAGGAACUGGCUCGGCUUCACCAAGAAGAAGUCCCCUGUCGCCUUCCAGAGGGUGCUAGACAUCCUCCACAAGAACAACGCACCUGUCCAGGUGUUGGAGGUGUAUGUCAACCUGCUGGAGGACCUGGAGCUCAAGAUCAACAUGGCCCACAAGUUUAAAUGCCAUGACGUCAUCAUCAACACGUACCGAGACACAAAGGACAAGAAGCAGUUGCUAGGAUACCAAAAGAAGUUUGACAUGAGCUCCGCGGAACACAAGAAGAUAGCGGACGUGCUCAACAACUCUCAAAUCCGUUGGAAGAACUGAGGUUUGGACCACAUCCUGACCGACAGUUGUGUGUCGAAAAACAACUCCUGCGUGUGAUCGGUCCUCCGGUUCCUGGUCUGUAAAUAUGUAUAUACUGUAUGUAUGUAUGUUUACCUUAUGUAUGUACUGUAUGUAUAGAGUGAACUUUUCAAUCUGACAUGAUUAAUUCAUAACUGGGAUUCAUUUUGCAUUUCAAUAAAGAAUUUAUGAACUAUUGUAUGUUUCACCAAAUUACUGAUUGAUCGAUUUUGCUAAUAUGACUAAAAUGAGAUCAUGGCCAUUUCUAUUUAGUCAACAGUCGCAAUAACAGCAACGGUGUAAACAAUAACAGAAAAUACUCACUUGCAGUAUUGCUUUUUUUGGCCUGCCCCUAUCUCAGCUAUGUGUAUGUUAACGCACACGAGCGAGGUUGUGGGGAUGUGUGAGUGUGUUUUCGGGGACUGCCCCCUUGAAUUGCUUGAGGACAAGUUGGCCGUGAAUACCUUUUUUGACUACAGGCAGUCCUAGUUGUCAUUGUUAUCCUCUCAGUCUGUUAAGUAGACCAGCGUUUCUCAAUAAUACCAGGGCGGUGGAACACCCUCAUAGACCCCCGCGGACACGCAAUGUUGAUUUUAGGUUAUUUGUUUAGAAAAACUUGCAACAGCAAACGUCUACAAAAUGUUUUUCCAAUGCUGCCAAAUGUCGUCCUUUGUUGUACCUCACACAGGUAAAAUAGCUUGACUUUGAAUGAUCAUUUAGAUUUUUUAAACGGAUAAUCCACUAUUGCACAAUUGGUUAGUAGGCCUAUACAUUAACUAUUGGUUGCAGUGCAGACUUGUCAAGGCAGUUUAAAACAGUUUGACCUAUUGCACAAAAGGUGCACGUUUGGUUUUGUAAUUAACCUUUCCCAUUUUACUGGAUGCAGUAGCCUACAACUAUAUAUUGUGCAUGCAGAUGGAUUAAAGGUUAUAUUCAUUCGCUCUAUCUACAGCAGCCUAUGCACAGCAGCGUAGGCCUACUAUGGAGGUAGAUUUGUGUCUUUAUUAUGCAAUCAAAAAUAAUAGGU